AUGAGGAAUUUAACAGGAAAUGGCGGCAUUGGCAAAGAAAGAGUGCUUCUUCCAAUUAUUGAUCUUGGUUUAUACUUGAAUGAUAAGAAUUCUGAACUGGCAAUUGAAGAAUGUCAUAAAACAGCAAAAGCAUUAAAAGAUUAUGGUGCCUUAUUGAUUAAAGAUCCUCGUGUGACGGAAGAUGAUAAUUCCAGGUUUUUGGAUUUACUUGAAGAUUAUUUUGAUCAGCCUUUUGAAACAAAACUUAAAGAUGCGCGCCCAGAAGUUGGAUACCAAGUUGGUGUAACACCUGAAUUGAUAGAAGAACCAAAAUGUCAUCAAAGUCGACCUUUGAUUUCAGAAAGACCUGAUCCAAAAUGGAGAUUUUUUUGGAGAAUUGGUGAGCUUCCUGAACAAAAAAAGUUUCCACAACUUAAUUCUGAUCCUGUUGUGCCUGAAGCUCCCAAGGAUAUGUGGUCAACAAUCAUAAGUCAAUAUGGCAAACAAUUACACCAAGCUGUUGUAUAUCUGGUGGAAAUGACAUCUGUUGGAUUUGGAAUGCCUGCAAAUUAUUUACCAGAUCUUACAAAAAAAGGACCACAUCUUUUAGCACCUACUGGAAGUGAUUUAAACAAAUAUGGAAAACUUGGAACCAUAUUAGCUGGUGAAUUGGCAAAAUAA
Entrophospora sp. SA101 is the source of this 660-nucleotide messenger RNA. The record is from the annotation of a GenBank genome assembly. Lineage: Eukaryota; Fungi; Glomeromycota; Glomeromycetes; Entrophosporales; Entrophosporaceae.